AUGAACAUGCUUGUGAACAGUGCCCAUGGCUCCAACGCGUCACCCCCGCUCACGAACUGGUAUGUCAAUGGCUGUUGGAUCUGUCGCCUCCGCAAAAAGAAAUGCGAUGAAACCAGACCCACAUGUCAACAGUGCCGAAACCUGAAAAUACAAUGCGAUGGUUACGGCGUUGCUCAGCCGGCUUGGAUGAAAGACCCGGAGGCAGCAAAAGUGAAGAAGGAUGAAAUUAAGCUCCAAAUCGGCAAGCGAUGUAGACGAAAGAGGAAGAACCGGGGCAGUACACAGCUGGAUAAUAGGGAAGAUAUGUUUGGGUUUGAAACUAUUGAUGGUGGAAUAUUGAUUCUAAAGCCCUUCAACGAAACUGGAAAAUCCAAUCCUCAAGCCGUUGAAAUGCUCGACUCGCCCCAUCCACCUCUCGGGUGCUUUCGCUGUCCAGUCAGAAACUCCUUCGCGAGGAGUGAACAUCCCCCAUCUGAUUAUGGUCUGCUAGAUGGACGUACAGGGAAGCCUUUGUUGGAAAACAUCAGAUCGGGGGUCCUUUUAGUAACUACACCCCCGCUCUGGAAACCCUUAAAAUCCAUCUGUACAAGGACAAAAGAGGAGGAGACUUUCAAUAAUGAGUAUGACAUUAUCAUAGCAUCGUUUAUGUCAUCUAAUAGUCAAGCCCUGGGACCAUUGGAAACCUCAGAUUAUCCAACCUCAGAGAUGAAACUCAUCAAGAAUUACAUCCGAAACGUACCGCCAACGCUAUCCAAUUGGAAGCCGCACCUUGAAGCCGCAAUUGAAUGUCUUGUUCAAAUGGAUCUUCUCAAUAAACCGAUCCACACUGCUACUACGCAAUUCAUGAUGUCGCGUGUCAUUUGGCUCGACAUACUCUCGGCACUAACACUUGGACGUGCUCCACAAUUAUGGGCAAACUAUCGGGAGAUACUGUCCCGGCCUGUACAUGAGAGAUCCUACUGCGGGUUGCUGGAAAUGACAGGCUGUGAUGAUACAGUAUUGUUUCUUAUAUCUGAGGUUAUGUGUGUCGAGGAUUACAAAUUCCGAUCAUUCGACGACGGUGUGCUUAGCUGGACUAGAGGCAGGAGCAGAGCAAUGGAGUUGGAUACACGCUUGAGAGACCGGGAUCUACCCGUUACCGUACAAUUACCCCCUUCUCCAGAACCGCCGGAGGCGUCACUACAAUCACACGACGAUUACGAUUCAGACGAUGACACCAACAGUUACUUUCUGUCACCAUCACCAUCGUGGACAACUUCGAGCCCGCGGAGUCCUUUAGCUGAAUAUGAGAGCCCGCACCACCCAUUUACAUCACCGGGCCCUAAUGUUGAAGCUUCUAUUUGGACACCUCCAAGUUCUUCGACUGAAAGCGUUCUCACCAUCAGGGAGCAAUCGGUCUUGGACUGCGCAGACUACUCUAGCGAAUACGAAAUACCCCCGGAGGCAAUCCCUGACCAAGUUCCAAUCAGGCUCAAUAGAACUAUCAUGUGGCCAUUGCUUGUCGGGGGCUGUAUCGCCAUUGAACCGCAGGAUCGCGAGUAUUUUGCUAGCCGUUGUACAUGUGGUGGGGUUUUAUCUGGGGUUGCAGCAAUCAUGCUAGAGGUAUGGAAGCGAAGCGACGAAAGGGACUUAAAGCAUGGGGUCGGCCGCGGGCAGGAGGUCCAUUGGAGGACUGUUAUGAGGGAUCUGGGUAUGGAGUUGUUGUUAGUUUGA
Morchella sextelata is the source of this 1713-nucleotide messenger RNA. RefSeq lists its product as uncharacterized. Gene Ontology annotation, biological process: positive regulation of transcription by RNA polymerase II. The coding region runs from base 1 to 1713 and encodes 570 amino acids. The record is from RefSeq and is a predicted model, not a curated record. Gene Ontology annotation, cellular component: nucleus. Gene Ontology annotation, molecular function: DNA-binding transcription factor activity, RNA polymerase II-specific; zinc ion binding; transcription cis-regulatory region binding. The transcript is spliced from 4 exons. Lineage: Eukaryota; Fungi; Ascomycota; Pezizomycetes; Pezizales; Morchellaceae.